Messenger RNA from Arachis ipaensis, 935 nucleotides. RefSeq names its product signal recognition particle 19 kDa protein. Gene Ontology annotation, molecular function: 7S RNA binding. Gene Ontology annotation, cellular component: signal recognition particle, endoplasmic reticulum targeting. Gene Ontology annotation, biological process: SRP-dependent cotranslational protein targeting to membrane; SRP-dependent cotranslational protein targeting to membrane, signal sequence recognition. NCBI's taxonomy places the organism in Eukaryota, Viridiplantae, Streptophyta, Magnoliopsida, Fabales, Fabaceae. The record is from RefSeq and is a predicted model, not a curated record.
UAUAAUAAAAUCCCUGCCCCCGCAGAGACUCGAAUAAUGAAUAAUCCUAUUAUUUGAAAUUACCAAAAUAUGCUUGUUAUAUGUAUAUUAGUUUCACUCAAUGUAACCCGUUGCCAUCCCUACAUCUAUCACAGUCUCUCAUUCAAUAUUUUCUCUCUCUGCAUACACAAGUUUCUCUCUCUAAGACAUUCUUUUCAGGUUUCAACUGCUCAUAGAAAAUUCGAAGAUUCGAUUUUGGCUUCGUAUCUGGUGGCGUUAACGUGUUAAUUCGUUGUUUAUUUUGUGAAUAAUGAACGUGGAUGGUGAAUUGCCGAAUAUAAAGAGAUGGAUAGUGUUGUACCCUGUUUACAUAAAUUCGAAGAAGACGAUGGCAGAAGGAAGACGAAUUGGACUCAGCAAAGCGUGCGAGAAUCCCACGUGUGCUGAAAUUGGCGAUUGCUGCAGCUAUCUGAAACUCCCUUUUGCAAUUGAGAUUGACAAGGCUUACCCGCGUGAUUUCAUGCAAAGAGGGAGAGUGAGGGUGUUACUGAAGAAGGAGGAUGGCACUCUUUUUAAUCCCACUAUCUCAUCCAGAAAGCAGCUAAUGCUUCGUGUUGCAGAGAUGGUACCCAAACAUCAUGGAAGGACAAAGAAGCAGGAGGUGGCUGCAUCAACAUCAAAUGCAGGAGCUUCUAACAAAUCUGGGAAAGGUGGAAAAAAGAGGAGAUAAUUUUCGGAAAUAUUCUCUUAAUUACUGGAUGUAUUGUUGUAGGAGUAAUUUGUCCUGAUUGAGUUCAAGUUUUUACCACCUGAAUGAGUGCUAAUGUGCUUAUGAACAUUCACCAGACAAUUUCAACAGUCGUGCACUUGAUUAUAGGACAACAUUUUCUUCAUAUAAUCUAGCAUUGGUAAAACUCUUUUUCUCCCCUUCUGUCUAGGGAAGAAUCACAUUAUGU